AUGGUAUUGUCCGUCAUCGGAAAGCAAGCUGUAUUUGGUGACAGUGAGCACAGAGUUCCUAUAUUUACCACUGAACCUGACACUGAAACAGUUCAAUUUCCUGAUACUGUAAAGUCACCUUCAACAAGAGGGCAAACAUGUAGGAUUUACACUUCAGAAAUAGCUGUGUCUGAUUCCACACCAGUUAACACCAAUACACAGACACAGCAUAUGGCCGAGUUAUCACGGACUCAAAAUGUUCCUGAACCACCACAAACUGGAGUAGAGAGUCCUGUGAUUCGAAGGCCUACUGAACCCCAUCGCUUUAGACGUAGCAGAUCCUCUACUACUCCUACACUACAGAUACAAAAUGGACCAUCGAAUGCAAUUCGUUCGUGGUUGGAAGAGGUUUCUGGUGAUGAAUUGGAUGCAGAUCUUGAAAAUGGGGAACAAUAUCGUGUUGACACCAUAGAAAGCGAUAGUUCUGUCAUCCGUAGUCCUCACGAAACUGAUACGGAGCAAUCGUCGGAUGAAAACGAUGCUGAUAUUUCUACUCCCGCGACUCAACAACAUAGAGUUGUAUCACUUAUUUUGUUUUUAAUUUUACUAUCGUGGUUUAACUUGAUAUGGGACGCAAAAACAAAUUCUGUAGCUGGACCAUUUCCCCUUCCAUUAUUAGGAAAUGGACUUUGUUUACUUGUAAAACCGACUGAGUUGUUAGGUGUAUUUGAACGAUUACAAGAAAAAUAUGGAAAGGCUGUACGCUUGCAUCUUUUCUCCAGAAGAUACGUGAUAUUAUAUCAUCCAAAGUAUAUUGAGGGCAUAGUGACACACUCUGAAUUAAUUACCAAAGGUCGAUCGUACGAUUUUCUCAGACCUUGGCUUGGCGAUGGACUUCUUACGUCGACAGGUUCAAGAUGGAGAUCGCAUCGCAAAUUUUUGACACCGGCUUUUCAUUUUAAUAUUCUUCAAAAUUUCCUGCCAGUUUUUUGUAGGAUAGAAAAGGUCCUUAUAGAAAAUUUAAGAAUAUACGCAGAUGGGGAGACUGAUAUUAAUCUAUUUCCUAUCAUAGCAUUAGCUGCUUUGGACAAUGUGACGGAAUCUAUAAUGGGAAUGUCCUUCAACGCUCAAAAGGAUAAAGAAUCGAAAUAUGUAAAAGCAAUUGGAGAGCUAAGUUCUAUCGUAGCACUAAGAAUGAGAAAUAUAUUUAUGGCAGAGAAAGCAAUAUUUAAAAUGUCUAAGUACAAAAAAAUUGAAGAUCAAGCUUUGAAUAUCAUACACGGGCACACUAGGAAGGUCAUAGAAAUUCGGCGUGAGGAACUCAAAAAAGCAAACAUAACUACAAUGGCCGCAAAUUCAGAUAUUGGAACUAAAAACAAAUACGCAUUCCUUGAUCUUCUUUUGCUAUCAGAGAUUGACGGUAACCGGAUAAGCGAUGAACUGAUACGAGAAGAAGUGGAUACUUUCUUGUUCGAGGGUCACGAUACUACUACUUCCGCUAUUUCAUUUAUACUAUUCUGUAUCUCAAGGCACAAAGAAGUUCAAGAUAAAGUUUUUGCUGAACAAAAGACUAUUUUCAAGGAUAAUUUAAAUAGGGAUGCCACAUACAGUGAACUGCAUGAAAUGAAAUAUUUAGAACUGGUUAUCAAGGAAUCAUUGCGGCUAUUUCCUUCGGUGCCUUUAAUAGAAAGGAUGAUCACGAAAGACAUUGAAGUCGCAGGUUUAAAUUUCAAGAAAAAAACAUCAGUGAUUGUCGAUAUAUUUCAUAUGCAGCGUCUGUCCGAGUUUUACGAAGAUCCCAUGGAGUUUAGACCAGAACGAUUUGAAUCAAUUAAAGCGCGGAAUCCAUUCAGCUGGCUUGCCUUCAGCGCAGGCCCCAGAAAUUGUAUUGGUCAGAAGUUUGCUAUGAUUGAGAUGAAAGUAACUAUAUCCGGCAUUAUCAAACAUUUCGAGCUGCUGCCUUCCAAUAAAGAACCAGAAUUUACAGCGGAUCUCAUAUUAAGAACUCAAGAUGGAGUCCACAUUAAACUAAAACCUCGACAAAUACUUUAA
Molecule: messenger RNA, 2031 nt
Organism: Parnassius apollo (apollo)
Lineage: Eukaryota; Metazoa; Arthropoda; Insecta; Lepidoptera; Papilionidae
Source: the annotation of a GenBank genome assembly